GUCAACUUGACUUCACUGCAAACUUCUUAUCAUAGCUUUUUGCCGGUCUCCGUCCAAUUUCUAAUAAAUAACCAAAAGUAUAAUUCCAAGAUAAUACAAUUAUGUCAGUUCAAACUAUUUUGUUGGAUUUUUCUAUGGAUCCUGCUCGUUUAGGUGAUGAAAGUGGACAAAAAGCUGUAUUUAGCCAGUUGGAAACUGUGCUUAAGGAUUAUGUACCUAAUCUGAUCUUAGCUGCUGAUAUUAAAAUAGACGGUGGAUCAUUAAAACUCUUAACAGGAAAGAAGGGUACAACUGUGUCCGUGAGAUUGUUUGAUCGUGGUCUUGUCACGGUGAAUAUUGAAUAUUAUAAAGAAGACAACGAGGAACCAUUAAUCAGUUUCAAGUCGGCGAAAGUCUUGGAAAGUCAGCUGAAAAAGUACAUCACAGUCUUAAAAUCUCAAGCAUUCCCCACGAUAAAACGAUGCCUAUUCGGCAGAUAUUACCCUACAUCAGACGAAAGAUUGCUUGAAUAUGACAUUGAUGGUGUUGUGUUUGAUGAACAAUCGUCAUUCCAGAAGAUCCAAAUUGUACACUCCAAGUCUUUUGGUAAUAUGCUGGUGCUAGAUGAUUUACAAAAUAUUUCAGAGGCUGAUCUUAUUUAUACUGAAACAUUGAUGCAAAGAGGCAAAGAGAGCUACGAAGGAAAGGAAAUCGUAAUCUUAGGGGGCGGCGAUGGGGCCCUUCUAUACGAGCUUUUGAAAGAGAACCCAAAGUAUGUUUGGAUGUUGGAAAUAGACGAGCUUGUUAUGAAAGCUUGCAACAAACACCUCAAGUCGAUCUGUGGAGAUGUGUUGGAGAGAAGAAAGGGAUCCAAUUUUGAGAUAAUUGUAGAAGAUUGCAUGUUGACCGUGAAGAAGUUCACAAGCGAGAAUAAAAAGGUGGACUACGUGUUCGGUGACCUCACCGACAUACCGAUAUCAGAGUCCGCGUGCGGAGAGCUGUGGGAGUUCAUGAUGAACAUCCUGCGGGCCUCCUUCGACAUACUGAGACCCACUGGCAAGUUUAUGACACACGGGAAUGGAGCGACGUCGCCCGAGUCGCUAAAGCUAUACGAACAGGUGUUGGUUAAAAUGAAGCCGGCGGUGACGUUUUCGAAAUGUAAGGCAUUCGUGCCCUCCUUCUUGGAAGACUGGAUCUUUUACCAAAUAGCUUUUAAAAAUCAAAAUGGCGACGAUUAAUGACCAAAGAAUUAUAUUGUUCCUUUAAACUAAGCUACGUCAUAAGUUCCAAAUGUUAGAUCUAGUUGUCCCUUCGUGAUAAUAUAAUAGUUAAGCACUUUUAUUCUACUAACUAAUAAUUUCAACCCGUAACACAGUUGAGGGUGUGACUUCUUCAAAUAUACUAGGAAUCGAGGGAUUAAAUAAAUUAAAUUAAUAAGAAUUUUAAUCACAUAAACGUUAAGAACCCGACUGCGGAAUAUAUGCAUGCCCUAAAAAUCAAUAAAAUACUAAACUAUUGAGAAAUCAUUAGUUUGUGUUUCGAAUACUUUGAAAUUCGAAUCUCUUUAAGACUCCUAACCACUCUAAUUGAAGUAAUAUAUAACUGUUUUUAGAUUGAUUUUCGAUCAACAUUUUUUUUUUGUUUUACAAACAAAAAUUAUUUAGUUGCAGACCGUACAAAAGAACUAUAAAUUGUAUCUACUUCAAAUGUUCCGUAGUCGGGUUAAUAAGUAAGGCUAGUGCCUCCCAUGUCGAUAAUAGUUUACAUAGUCAAAACUUUAUAGGCAUUAACUGGCAACACACUGUCAAUUUCGAAUUUUAUAUUGAUCGAGUUUAGCACUUUCAGUAUCGUAUGUACAAAAUAUGAUCCGAAACAGUGGUUUCAAAUGUAACCCUUACUAAGUUUUAAGUAAAAAGUAAGUUUCGAUAAAUAUUCGAAGUAUUUAUAUUUAGACGGGUAUUAGUUUAUGAUGUAAUCAAUAUUGAUUCUACAAAAACAGCAAUUGGACAGCCUUAUGUCAAAACAAUACGAUUUCAAUUAAAUUGAAAUCACAAAAAAAACUCGUCGCGAUAUUAUGAAUAAUUGCUAUCGUAUUGCCAUAAGAAACAUUCACAAACUAUUCACGAGCAACGACAUGAAAUUUAAGUUUUAUUAAAUUUAGCACAAUAACAAUUAAAAUAGUACACAAUAUACAUUUACUUCCGUUGUUUAAUUAUUUAUACUUUUGAUCUGUCAUUGUACACUAAAUUAUUUUUGAAAUUGUUUUAACUAAUUAAAUCUGCAUACAUUUUUCAAAGAAAAAACUUUUUACUCGAGAGGAACUAGUUGAGACAAAUAUCAGUGUCUAAAAACGACAAAAUGAAACCACGUGAUUUAUGGAUGUUCCCUUAUAAUAUAAUCCGUGGAAGGCUACUUUUAUACGAUGCGAAUUUUCAUGACCCUCGACCGUUCCAUUCGGUACGAAUUUCCUUAAUACCCGGCCACGCGGUUGAUUCAGAUGAAUUAAAACGUGUAGUAAAUAGAAUUCACAUUUCAAUAUUUUCGUAUUUUGUGUUAAUUUCGUGUAACCGGAGGUUGCACCUCACCAUUUAUUAUCCAUAGUAAGAACAUUUGUCGAUAGUAAUUGUAUUCGCUACUAAUAUUUAUCAAUUUGUGCUAUUAAUAUAGUGAAUAUUUAAAGUCGACUGCCG
Molecule: messenger RNA, 2669 nt
Organism: Vanessa atalanta (red admiral)
Lineage: Eukaryota; Metazoa; Arthropoda; Insecta; Lepidoptera; Nymphalidae
Gene: Sms
Product: spermine synthase
Exons: 7
Coding region: 102-1217 (371 amino acids)
Biological process (GO): spermine biosynthetic process
Molecular function (GO): spermine synthase activity
Source: RefSeq, a predicted model, not a curated record